UAUGCAGCCAGAAUGGUGCGUUAACUGGUCAUCUGAUUUUUCUAACUUCACCUCAGUCCAUUAAAGCUAAAACCUUUAUAAGAUAUAAAGUAAACAGAUGUAAAUUAUGUCAUUACACCAACUAACCUGUCAUCAGCGUCAAAGAGGAACCAAGGAACUAUUUGAAUAAAAUUAACAAAUGUUACAUAAAAAUGACAAACAAGAAAAUAUUUAAUAAAUAAAUGUAAAAAUUCUUACAUUGUGUUGAUAAAUUUUUUAUGACUGCUGAUCUACUUGUUAUGUUGUAAUAAUCAUGGAUACCAGCAAAACACGGAGCAUUAAAUCACUUUUGCUACAAGCUUGGAGAGAAAGAUGGUCAGAUGUUUCAUGGGGUAUUCGAAUCAAAAGUGUUCUUCCACGUGGAGUAAGUGGUGAUGUUUAUGAUUUAGCUGACUGUAUUCUUCAACAAGCAUUAGUUGGACCAGGAUCAAACAAUUUAUUCAUGUCUUAUCUCAUGCAUUCUCUUAGCUCUAGAGUUGUUUCAUAUGGUGCAGUCUUAUCUAGUAUAGGCAGAUAUCAAAGUUUUUAUAAGCCAUAUUGCAUUUUGAGUUUACUUGAUUUGCUAAGAACAUUUCAAUCAAGAAUAGGCUGUCAUGGCAAUGAAGAAGAAUGCAUUGCGUUAUGUAAAGCUGUGGUUAGUGUUACUCAUUGGUUGUACUCCUGCAUUUAUCAUUCUAUAACAGUAGUAAUAGCAGGCAUGUAUGCGGCGGAAGUGAUAGGCAGUCAAGGGGUGCUUAUUUCUGCCCCAACCGGAAGUUGCUUAUUUCUGCCCGUCCNUCCAGAACACAUUUCAAUUAUUGAAAAGUCAUAUGAAGCUCUUUUUUAUUUUAGUAAUACCACUUUUAUUAAAUCUUUACUUUACGUUGGAAAGUAUGAAGAUCAAGCUAUGUAUACCCAAAUGCUUCAAAAACAUAAAGAACUUGAAGAGAAGUUAGCAAUAGUUCCAAAUACAACAAAUGUUUCAAAAGAAGUAAUUGAAAGUGCAUUGAGUCUAGUUAGCUCAGUUGAUAAUUUACCAGUUGUUCCAUCAGAAAAUGUUUCAAAAAACAAACUUCAAACCUUAGCUAGCACUUUAAACAUAAUGGUUGGAAUCGAUGCUAUUUUAAAUCCUGCAAGUGAUGCAUCAGCAUUUGUGAGUCACUUGCUUUUAGUGAAAAAGCUACAGAAUUUUAAACUAUCACAAGUUUAUAGCGAACUUAUCCGCGCUUGUUUGAUUGGUAUAGCCAGUGGCACAGGUUCAUUUGAAGAUGAUUUAAAGUGGUUUGCAUUUACAUUUUUGAAACUACCGAACAUUAUUUCUAACAUCCAGUCUCUUCAAAUUGAAAGUGAAGAAGACUCCUUUGAGAAAAGUUUAGAUAUGUUACUACAUUAUUCACCUUUGUUGGAUCUCACUGAUUUAAAGAGCAAUUCUGAUACUUUGCAGUAUUUAGCACAGGAGUUUUGCAAGGCAAAAAUAAUGACAGAAGGUCAGGGAAUGAGUUUCCUUGGUCGAAGACAAAAUGAUUCCUUCAAAUCAGCAAGUCUCAUGUAUCAGAAUAUGGGAGGAGUGAAACUUCCAACUCCUAAACCGAGUCCUCAGUGGGACCAGGCAAAUAUACCAAGUUCUUUACAAGCAGAACAUACUCUUAAAACUAUUUUAAAACUGCUAGAUUCUGAUUACUCAAAGAUUCAAGAAGCUCUCCUUGGUGUCCUCUGUCAUAUAUUACCUUUAAGAAAAUUUAAACUUAUUCUUGCUGCAGCUGCUGCUACUGGGAAAUUGCAUACUUUUAUUACUAAAUUAAUUGAAUGCAAUGAUUUUAAUAAAUAUUUUGCUACUGAAAAUGCUAAAGCUGCCCAGACCCGUGCUUUAACUUUUGAUGUCACCUUUCUCUUAUUAUUUUAUAUUUCUCAAUAUUAUGGCACUGAAAUUGUCCUUGGGCUUUCUACUAUAAAAGAUUCUUUUUUUGUUCAGUGGAUAUCAAAGAACCUAGCUGAAGAUGGGAAGUUUAAAUGUCCGGAUCUUGUAUUGUCUCGAAGUGACCAAGCAACAGUUGACUUGUUGUUAGCUCAGUUCUUAAACACAGAGCAUGAUAUGAGCCCUCAUCAAGUGAAAUGGCAUGAAGUUUGCCUUAAUGCUCCAGCUGCUGCUAGAGAGAUACUUAUUGCUUGGGAGCAUGGAGCAUUAUCCACAGAAAAAGUUAAAUUGGUUUUAGAUCACAUUAAAAGUCAAAUGUGCUGUCUUCCAGUUUGUAUUUCAGUUUGGCUUUGCAACUACAUCAACGUUCUUCAUCAUGAAGAACGUCUGAAACCCAUGAAUAUGCUUCAGCAUUUCAUUGCUCCUCCAGCAGUGGAGUCUGUUACUUCACCUUCUGAGUCCCCAUCUGCUAGUGGUAGGCAGACACCUCAACUUCCAGGCAGUGAGCAAAGUAAUGCAUUUUAUUCUGGACGUUGUAGCCUGAUGAUUGGGAUUAUAAAAAUAAUGAUGUGGGAUCUGCACCCUCCCUUACAGCUAAAAUCUAAAAUUGCACCUCUCAUCCCUCACGGUUUGACAGUUAAAAAACCCUUAGGCAAAAUUUUAGAUGAAGUUUUUAAUGAUGUGCACUAUCGUGGAUGGCUUGACAUAAAAUCUAUUCAUUAUUUUGAAACAUUACUUUGUGUUGGUGGAGCACGUUGGAUAUGUGAUGCUCUUGUUCGUCGUAUACUGGGCUAUCAAUUUCUUCAAGACAUCAAUAGAGCUGUUGACAUGGUAAUUGGCAUAUUUUAUCUAGAUAUUGAACAAUGCGCUCUUGCUUUGUUAUUGCAUGUUCUUCCCUUUUAUCUUUAUAGUGAAGCUCAUCAAGAACAGUUAGCAGAACCCUACGGUAGUGCCUUGUCACGUUUAACUGUCAUUACAACAUAUGCAGCAUUGCAAUCACGCCAGUGCUCUUCGGGAAAUAGUGUUAAAACUGGUUGCAAAAGAAGCCAUCGUGAAGUUGACAUUGAUGACACACGAGAUCACACAGAGCACAGUAGGCCCACAAAAAUACAUAGAAGUAACGCUGAAUUGCUCGAGGAUACACCAUUUGAGCUACAAAAUCUUAGUGAUGAGCAUAUGCGCAAUGCAGUAGCUAAUCCUAUCAAUAAAGCAAUCGCUGAUUUGAUGCGUACCCUACUAGUGAUUGCUUCAGAUGCAACAAUCAGUGCUAGGUCUUAUUUUCCUAUUCGAUUUUUAGAACAAGUUGUUCUACGUGCUAAAGAUCAAGCUUCUCAAAUUUUACAGUUUAUGCCUUUAGGGCUUGUUGGAUUGCUUCUGAAAAAAUACCCUGAAGAAUUUAGCCCUGAGUUAAUUUUGGCAGUCAGUAGCAUGCAGAGCCCAAAAGCUCGUAAGGUGGCAGCAUUGAGUUUGUGCCAACUCACCAUUGCUCAAAACAGGCUCACAACUAAAACUCAAUGCUGGUUAGAUUUUUAAUUUUCGUUUGCUAAAACCAACUGCUCUGGUUUGGUGAAAGUCAUGGGAAAUUUUUGAUUUUUAGAAAAAAAAUUUUCUAGAUAUACAGGGUGUUCCAAAAAUU
This is a messenger RNA of Parasteatoda tepidariorum (common house spider), 3569 nucleotides long. NCBI's taxonomy places the organism in Eukaryota, Metazoa, Arthropoda, Arachnida, Araneae, Theridiidae. The record is from RefSeq and is a predicted model, not a curated record.